This is a messenger RNA of Mercenaria mercenaria, 2550 nucleotides long. RefSeq lists its product as uncharacterized. The record is from RefSeq and is a predicted model, not a curated record. Lineage: Eukaryota; Metazoa; Mollusca; Bivalvia; Venerida; Veneridae. Bases 34 to 2550 code for a protein of 838 amino acids. The transcript is spliced from 7 exons. Gene Ontology annotation, biological process: meiotic cell cycle.
CAGCUGUUUAGCAUACGAGAAAAUGUUCUUUUGAUGGCGGUGGUUGCGGUAAACAGAACUUCAAACUUUAGUCUUUUAUGUAAAAAAGACGCAAAGACAGCAUUUCGCAGUAAUGACAACUCUCCUGCUAGUGGACCUAUGACAAGAACAAUGACAAAUCUGAAAGAUGCUCAGUCCAGCUGGGAGUGUUUGCCACCUUAUCAUGCACCACCUAAACAGAAACAUGGAUUUCAUCCAUUGUCAUUUAACUCGACUUUUGAUGAAACAGGCCCCGCAGGAGCAGCCAGUAGUCACAAUAUGAGUGCUGCUUCUGCAGUUGAUUCAGGAUUUUUCGACCACUUGAACUUGGAUCAACUUAAUCUCAACUCUAGCUGCAGUAGUGAUAAACUCUCGGGUCUUGAUGAUCUUGUGAACAAGAUUGUAGAAGAUGAUGCUUCUUUGUUUGGUAUUGAUGGGUUUGGGUCAUCUGGUGACGGCAAAAACACAGUGGCUUCAAAUAGUUUUAAUGACAGAAAUCAUGACUUCAGUCUGAGCAGUGUGUGGUCAGCAGGCCUAGAAGACAGUGCUACAUUACGGGCAUCUGAUGUGAGAAGUCCGCUACCAUUUGCAGGCCAGUUACACAGUACACCCAACUACUGGGAGGAUAAACUGUACAACAAACACUCCAAUCAGGCUAAUAGAUCUACCUCCAAAGUUAUUGUAGCUCAGCAUGGGGAUGUAGGUAAGCAUAUGCCAUGCUUCAGCAACCAGCCCAUGUGCAUGUCAAGCAAAGACCUUGGCUUCAACUUUUUCUCACCUGUGCCAUCAACACCUUCCCGUAGGAGACUGUCAGAGAGAAGUAGCAUUUCUUCAUACACUUCUCAAUCCAGCAUGCAUUCCAGCGACACUGACUCGUAUCUCGAGUUGCAAAAUAUUGCACAAAACAUUGACCAGUCUGACAUAAAUGGUAGAAGGGAUGCUAGUGCUCAGCUGAAUAAUGUUCAGUUUGGUAAUAAGGGAAUGUUGUCUCGCAAAGAUUUUGAGGUGACCGGUACCAGUUCGGCAUUUCAGCCUUUUGUGAAUUCAAAAUGUGAUCUUGAACAGAAUUCAGACAAUUUUCAGCAGACUCAAAACUUGUUGAAUAAUGUUAAAAGUAUAGCAGAAUCACUGACGAAUUCAUCCGCAAAACGUGCGCUAACAUUCAAAGGUGAUAAGGGACUUACAGAUGAGGAUAUUUUGAAGUAUAAUUUUGACAGAGCUGAUCUAUAUUCACCAGAUACAUGUCAGGCAACUCAAAGUCCAUUUAUGAAUGGAAAAACCGGCUUUAAGCCUAUAGUGACAGCAUUCAAUAGGGAUCAGAAUGUACUGCCACUUUCUCAAGACUCAAACACCUUGUGUAACAUUAAUAACAAAAGCUCUUUCGUAAAUCAUAAAACACAACCACUAAGGAUUUUGACUCAAACUCCUAAUAGUUGUGGAAUUCCCAGUGCCCACAGCAGUAACUUUGCCUGGUCUAACCCAAGCACACCAGGUUCUAUCCCCAUGAGCUCAAGUAGCAGUUUGGCAUCAGAAAUACCAAGUUUUGAGAGAGCAUCUACUUUAAGUAAAGAGAUGAUAUCGCAAAGUUCAGCAAAACCAUUACACUUUGUGCCAUCAGUUCAUACUAAUACAGAGAAUGUUAAGUUGCAGACAGUGCUUAAACAACCUUUACCAACCACACAACCAACCACACAGUUCUAUACUGUACAGGGGAGACAAGACAUGCCGGUAAUGAAGACUGAAAAAUUGCCAACAGAUGUUUUAGGUGGCCAGGUGAUGAUGGAAACAUCGCAUCUUCUAACAAGUGUACCACAGCCACAGCUUCUUAAAUAUCCAGCGCAAAAGGUUCCAAUUAUGCUACCUCCUGGUACAGUACUACAACAGCCAUUUGUACCACCAGAAGGUUUUGAUUUGGUAGCGAUAGAUGCAUUUGGACGUAUGAUACCAGUGCAGUAUACUGACAUGGCGUAUCAAGGUGUACCACCAGGCUACAUGUAUGGUUACCCUCCAUUCUUACCUACAUUCAGACAACAGAGAAGGAGUGGUCCUGCUAAUGAGUUACACACCAAACUAGAGGAGUGCUAUGAGCAGUUUAAACAGGUUGAGACAGAGAGAAAAAAGGAGCGACAACUACGACAUUUAGAAAUAUCCUUUAUCUAUUUAGAGUCUGCUACCGAAGAAAUCCCAAUCAAAGUACUGAGAGUAUUAGAGACUCCCAUGCGGUUUAGAAAUUACAGACACCAAGUUAGAGAACUACUUUACCUCAAGGGACUGAAGCUCGCUCACCCAGUGACUAAGAAUGAUGAAUUCAACAUAAAAGUGUUAGUUGGAGCUGAUUAUUAUUGGACGAUGCAAGAUGAAGUUAUUCGUGGCAACGGACCAACAGCCAUACAAUCAAAAAUCGGAUACCUUCUGGUGGGACCCAUUAGUAAAAAUACAACAAGAAAUACCAUACAUAUUAACAUCUCCAUGAUGAAUGUUGUCACGACGCAUGUCAGAGAAAAAGUCGACCCGGAAAUAUAUGGAAGGUAG